Macrobrachium nipponense is the source of this 3084-nucleotide messenger RNA. Its product is annotated as proton channel OtopLc-like. Gene Ontology annotation, cellular component: membrane. The transcript has 5 exons. Bases 456 to 2663 code for a protein of 735 amino acids. The record is from RefSeq and is a predicted model, not a curated record. Gene Ontology annotation, molecular function: proton channel activity. NCBI's taxonomy places the organism in Eukaryota, Metazoa, Arthropoda, Malacostraca, Decapoda, Palaemonidae. Gene Ontology annotation, biological process: proton transmembrane transport.
UGACCUCAGAGUGGUCUGCAUGGCGCAGCGGUGGUGUGCUCGACGCAGAUAUAAUAAUUACUUAUCACUAAUGCAAAUGAACAAGUGGGACUUAUAAUUUCGUGUUUCUUAAGAACUUUCCCGGUUUAACUGUGAAGGAGGUGACAGUGAGUUGUGAAGUGUACAACGAAGCAACAACAUUGCACGAAGAAUCAAGAAUACGAAAUUAGAAAGUACCUACCACAGAAGAGAAUGGAAUAUGCAACCAUAAAGGAGCAGAACUUGUUACCGAACGGUAGCAGACCACUACGCAGAGAGAAAGCCAAAUAAAGUCGAGAAUAUAUGCCACAAAAUUACCAUCUGUUCAUUUCCAUAUAUAUAUACGUGUAUAUAUAUAUAUAUACAUACGUGUGUGUAUAAGGCACAGCUGACUCCCCCUUUCACUGUACAAACGUUGAUACCGAGAAGUGGACACAAUGGACAACGUCACUUUCUACAUAGAAGAAGAAGAAGCAUCCAGCAAUGAUUCAGUCCAAGAAUCUGACAAUGAAGGAUGUGACUCAGCCUUCGAGAGCACACUGUCAGCUUUGAAAAGGACCCAGAAGUCUUCUGUAGUGCUCAAUACCAACUCGAGCGUCGCCAGACUAAUUGAGAACGAAGAACUCAACUCACCAUCGUCUUCAAGUCUUCAGUCAUCCGAGAGUAUUGGACGGAUGCAUAAUGAAGUGAAUUAUGUUCCCAACAAAUCCUCUGAGUUAAUCCUUGAUGUCUCAUCACCGUGCUUCCCCAUUGAGCAAGAUGCCAUCAGUAACCAGAGUAGAUUCCAGUUUCCAACAGGGAACGGAGCGUCAUUCAAUAACAUGAGCACCAUUAGCGGCCAGUGGAUUUUAAAGAAGCAGGACCCAGCCAGUUACUGGGACCGAAUAUCUUCCACAAACAUUGCGAAAGAGAACGCAGAGGAAACCCGUACGAAUGUAUCUAUGACCAAAACUGAAAAGAGGCAAUGGUUCAACAAAACACUGAGCUCUAACUUAAGUCUGAUAUAUUCAAUUCUGCUCGUUACUCUGGGCGGCAUCAUCUACGUGUGGGACGUCCUAGAGAGCCACGCAGUCCCCAUCGCUGAGUGGUUCAACAUCUACCUGAUGGUGGUCCAGCUGCUGUUUCUGAUGUACAUUCACUUGGACUGUCGACGGUACACAACCUUGAUUGCCAAGAAGCUAAAGCAAGCAGAAAAGAAAAAGGAGUUGUUGGAAAGCAAGUAUUCUGAGUCCCAGGAGUCUCCAGGAAUUGAAGGGAAUCCACCCAAAGUAGAGUAUGAAGACAUUGAGGAGAUUCCACAGUACUACGGAUUCUCGUCAGGCAGACAUGGAGGGUCACUGUACGUCAAAAUUGGAGCUGCAGUGUUCUGCUUUGGAUACAUGAUCCAAGCAGGGUUGGGCUUGGGCCAAAAGAUCCUCUACUUCAUCAACCAAAAACCGGGCUCUGAGCCUUGUACCAGUGAGACCGACAUUGCCAUGGGUGUUCUGAAAUUGAUUUAUGUCUUCUACAAACUCUUUUUCAUUUUCAAAUUUUCAAACGUUAUCAUUAAUCACCGGCUGUACAUAUCCCACUUUGGACUCUUGCACUGCAUUGGAGCUUCUCUCUGCUUUUGGGUCUACAAUAUCCUUCAGGAAACCUUCCAGUCUCUCUCUUUAAAAGACCCACAAGAACAAAACUCAACUAAACUCGUCACAGUUGACUAUGCCAUUCUCCACGGGGAAACGAAGGAUAAAACUUGGAACUUCCAUUUCGCUUGCGACGACCACAACCAGCUGUCAGACACGAUCAAUCAUCUGACUCCAUACUUGUUUCCUUUUAGUAUUGAGUACAACAUUCUAAUGGUCGGUUUCUGGAUCCUCAUGCUGGAGAACCUCGGCCGAAUGGACCGUCACACCCACAUCCCUUCCAUCGAAGUGACUUACGAGGAUGACGUCACCAACGGCAAGUCUCUGAUAUCCAACUUCCUCAUAUACGUGGAUUGCCAUGCCUCUAUGAGAGGUCUGUUUGCAGGGCUAAUUGUCACAGUAUUCGCAACAAUUUCAAUCAUCCUUUUCUACGUCUUGUCCGCCGCUGAACACACUGCAGACAUCGCUGUGGAACUCACGGCCUAUGCUGAGAUGACAAUUUUCCUCCUGAUGUUAGCGUCCUCAAUUAUAGUCUUCUACCACCUGCAAGAACUUGAUAUCAUGACCCACUUUUCUAGUAAUGCCGACAGCAUCCUGCUGUAUAGCUGCCUACCGCUGAUCUUCUUGUACGCAAUGGCCUGUGCCAUACCUUACAUAGAAUACGAGCACAUAGUCACCUGGUUCUUCAACGUUACUCAAAUCAUUCAGGCAAUCGUCCAGACGGCCCUCAUCUGCGACGGGCUGAGGAGGUGCUCAAACAACCCAACAGUGCGCAACAAGAAGCCAGGGAGGGAGUUCAUCAUGUUCCUUGUAGUCUCCAACCUAGCCAUGUGGCUUAUGCAGACCUUCCAGAUCAAGAGCAAACACGGGAAUAGCACCGCUUACCACUUUUACGGAAAGGAGAUAUGGACUCUCGUCUCCCACUUCACGUUGCCCUUCGUCCUCUUCUACCGCUUCCAUUCGUCUGCCUGCUUCGCCAUCAUGUGGAUGGAGGGUUACAUGGCGGAGCCGACGACGUGAGUGAAGGCUGCUUCACUCUCGUGUUCAUAAUCUUUUCAGGAAAAGGAAAUGUGCAGUUUGACUUUUCAAAAUCGUCGUCGAAUGAGAGAGAGAACGCUGCGCAUUCCAGGGUGCUUGCUCAUAUUCACGGGCAUGCACGCACAUACACACAUAUACACAUAUACAUAUACACACAUACAUAUAUAUGUAUGUAUCGAAAAAAAAUAAGUCAAUGUCGAAUACAUUAUUAAUUAAGUUAACAAUUCAAUUUCUACCUGUAUGUUUAAACCCCAGCAAACACGUACUAUAUUUACUGGCACUUGCUGUUGUCAAAAAUAAUAAAUUCGAGUAUAAUACAAUAUAACUAUCUCUUGUAUAAGUUAAAUGUUCCUUGGUAAUUAACUUUUUGGAAACGUGUGAAGUUACGUAUGCCUGUCUAGAA